AUGGAGGAACAAACCCGAGCAGGCGUCGAGCCAGGAGAAGGAUCUGGGAGAUCAGGAAGAGGCGCUUUUCCAGUCCAGUCUGGUACUCCCCGGGAUUUGUCCCGAUGGGCAACGCCGCGGCAGGAAGGGAUACCCCAGCGCUUGGAAGCCCAGUGGCAAGAGUACUUGAAAACAGUCCAGUAUCCCUCUUCAGGGUGGGGAACGCCACAGCUGCCGGACUUGGCUUCGUGGGAUGACUUGGCCACCUUUGACCGCGUGGUGGGUGCCUGCCAGUGGUCUAGAGAAGGGAUGAGCCGCCUCAUGCCCACUCUCAGCGCCGAAGCCCAGCAGGCCUUGAGCAGCCUGAAUGCCAGAGACAGAGGGGACCACGGGAAGGUGAAAGCAGCUGCCUUGCGAGGCAGCUCCAGUGUUGCCGAGACGCAGCGCCAGCGCUUCCGCCAGUUCUGCUACCAGGAGGCGGAGGGGCCUCGUGAGGCCUGCAGUCGCUUACGGGAACUCUGCCAUUGCUGGCUGGAACCGGAGAGCCGCACGAAGGAGCAGAUCCUGGAACUGCUGAUCCUGGAGCAGUUUCUGACCGUCCUGCCAAAGGAAAUCCAGAACCGGGUCCGAGAACGCGGACCCGAGACUUGUGCCCAGGCGGUGGCCCUGGCCGAAGGAUUCCUUCUGAGGCAGCAGGAGAGUUUGCAGAAUGAACCACAGGUGGGUUGAUUUGAAUUGCAAGCCAGUCAAGCCAGGUGUGCUGCUGCUCUGGUUUUUGCCUUAAAAUUGCUUCAUUUUGUUAACCAUGAUGUUUUUGUUGGUGGGGCAGGUAGGGCCUUCAGUGUCAACUUUCUUUGUUGUUUCAGGACUCUGGUUUGUUCCGGGAGACAGCCACGAAUCUCUCUGAAGGCCAGAGGACUGUGCCUGAUGCCAGACAGAGGCAUCUUGCUAAGGAGGCCCGACAGCAGGAUAAUGGGAAGACCAGCUUAUUAGGUAUGUCUUGCACUUGUGCUGUUGCGAACACGGCACAGCUCUUUGGCACAGCUUAAGGCUACAGCUUAACUUCCAUUCCCAAUUUGAGUGCCAUAGUUCAGGGAGGAAUUUAGAUGAGUUGGAAAGUAUUCAAAGGAGUGGUUUGAAAUUCUAGAAUUUAGUGGCAAACGCUACAUUCUUGAAGGGUCAGCUGUUUUAGCAAAAAAGAUUAAAGACUCCAGAGCUGUUGUAAGCAGUCAGUCCUCCCUGGUCAUUGGCUGGGACUGAUGGGAGUUGGAGUCGGUUAGCAUUUGAAGGGCCGCAUAUUCCCACUCCUGUUGUGUGGCGAUGUUGUAAUUAACAUGUGCAGUUUGAGCCUCACUCAUCUGCUCAGUGGAAAGUAAGCACCAAGGUGGUUAAAGCUGAUGUUAGGAGUUCAUGGGGUUGUCUCAGCUAACAUUUCUCUAGAAUAUGCAGUGGAUGGACUUGGCUUACUCUAAGGUUUUUUGGGGUACGAUUUCUGCUUCAGCUUGUAGCCUGGCUUACUUACACAAAUCAUGUGAACCUAUUUGUUCUGCAGGUUAAUUUUUUUCCUCCGGUUUUAUUUAGGUUUCUGUUGCAGGGAAGGGGGAAAAGAUUUUAUGGAGGGCUGUGCUGUUUGGAUGGCUGUUUAGAUUUCUUCCAGUUCUAUCAUUCUGUUUACUCUGCAAGAGUGCUAUAAGCUGAGCUGUUGGUAUGGCACACUAAAAAAAUUAAAAUAUAUACCUUGCUAAUUGCAAGCUUGUACCAUGAAUAGUUUAUUGGUGUUGUAUGUAUAAAUUACAUAAAUUAUCACAACAUAUUACAAUAAUUUAUUCUGGCUUAGGGAGGGGGCAAUGAACUGUGCAGGGAAGUGCAAGCCUUGCUCUGCAGACACUGGGCAUCUUAUUCAGCCACCUCUCUGGCUGCUUAAAAUAUACAUUGGCCCUAAAAAUGUGCUUUGUCCAUCUACCUACAAGCAUAUUUUCAGAGUCAUAAGGACUAGAAACUUGCUUCAGAACAAAAGAAAGCUGAGUGUUGGGAAAUUUGAAUUCUGUACAUGCCUACAGCCACACUCUUCUGCAUUUCUUCUGUACUCAGACAGAACUGCAGCAUACACACAGCCUUGGCCAGAAGCAGAAUUAGUUGUGCUGAUGACAUAGUUAAUGCACAUGGUUUUUCAUCUAUAAAUGUUAGUCACAUUAGUGCAUUGAGCAACCCACAGAUGACUUCAGGAUUUCUCUCCCCUCCCUCCCCAAUCUUACAGGUGCCAAGAAUGCAAACAGAGCUGGUGGUCCAUUUCAUCAAGGGGCCAAGGAAGAGGGAACACGUUCUACUUCCGGGCUGGUUCCUAGGAAGGAGAAGUCCCACAUCUGUAUAGACUGUGGCAAAUGCUUUGCACGUCCAUCUGACCUGGCUAAGCACGAGAACAUCCACACUGGUGCAAAGCCCUUUCGCUGCAUGGAGUGCGGAACAAGAUUCAGCCAGCUGUCUCACCUGACCCGACACCAGAGGAUUCACACGGGAGAAAAGCCACACAUCUGCACCGAGUGUGGAGCAUCCUUUGCCCAGCGGGCCUCUCUGGUUAGCCACCAAAGAGUCCACUCCGGGGAGCAGCCCUACCGCUGCUCUCACUGCCAGCAGUGCUUCAGCCACCAGUCGGCACUCAAGGUCCACGAACGCAUCCACACGGGGCAGAAGCCCUACAUCUGCCUGGAAUGCGGGAAGAGGUUUGUUUCCUCCUCCACCCUGAAGAUACACAAGAGGAUCCACACAGGAGAGAAGCCGUUUUCCUGCGCGGAGUGCGGGAAGCGGUUCAUCCAGCGCUCCAACCUCAUCUCUCACCAGCGAACGCAUUCCGGAGAGAAGCCCUUUUGCUGCGGCGUGUGUGGGAGAAGGUUCAGCUACCCGUCAGACCUCACCAGGCACCAGAAAAUCCACACGGGAGAGAAGCCCUUCCCCUGCGACGAGUGCGAGAGGCGGUUCACCAGGUUCUCGGAUCUUCUGAUACACCGCAGGAUCCACACCGGGGAGAGGCCAUACCGCUGCCUCGAGUGCGGGAGAAGGUUCCGGCAGAAGAGCGCUCUGGUGACGCAUCAGAGGAUCCACACAAAAGAGAAAGCGGCCGAGAAAAGCAAGCCUCUGGUAUCCACAGAGUCGCAGGCAAAGAGCAAACUGAAAGCAAGCGAGACCGAAGAGAAGGUAGACGUUCCAGAUAAAGAAAAGAAAGAUGUGUCAAGAGCUUAG
Molecule: messenger RNA, 3216 nt
Organism: Podarcis lilfordi (Lilford's wall lizard)
Lineage: Eukaryota; Metazoa; Chordata; Lepidosauria; Squamata; Lacertidae
Source: the annotation of a GenBank genome assembly